UCAUUGUACAUUUUUUUUCUUGCCCUUUUUUCUUCUCACCUGUAUUUUUUUUCCUUUGGCAAAACCCUAGGCCACCAUCACCGGCAUGGCAGCUGCACCACCAGCCUCUAAAAAACCCUAGAAGAAGAAGGAGAAGGAGAAGGAGGUCCUCCUGAGGGGGUGAGAAACCAAAUCAAGCGAAGAUGAGGAUCAUGAUAAAGGGUGGGGUGUGGAAAAACACUGAAGAUGAGAUCCUGAAAGCGGCGGUGAUGAAGUAUGGAAAGAACCAGUGGGCUCGCAUCUCUUCCCUCCUCGUUCGCAAGUCCGCCAAGCAGUGCAAAGCUCGCUGGUACUAGUGGCUCGAUCCUUCCAUCAAAAAGACUGAGUGGACCAGAGAAGAAGAUGAGAAACUGCUUCACCUUGCUAAGCUCAUGCCCACACAAUGGAGAACAAUUGCCCCAAUUGUGGGUCGUACUCCAUCUCAAUGCCUUGAACGCUAUGAGAAGCUCCUUGAUGCAGCCUGUGCAAAGGAUGAGAACUAUGAAGCAGGUGAUGAUCCACCCCUGGAGAGAUUGAUCCAAACCCAGAAUGAUGAGGAUGAGAAGGAAAUGCUUUCAGAAGCACGAGCUCGGUUAGCCAACACUAGGGGCAAGAAGGCAAAAAGGAAAGCCCGGGAAAAGCAGCUUGAAGAGGCCAGGAGGCUAGCUUCUUUGCAGAAAAGGAGAGAACUAAAGGCAGCUGGAAUUCAAACUAGGCAAAGGAAAAGGAAGAGGACGGGUAUUGACUAUAAUGCUGAAAUUCCCUUUGAGAAGAAGCCUCCUCCAGGCUUUUUUGAUGUCGCUGAUGAAGAUCAACCUGUGGAACAGCUCAAGUUCCCUACCACCAUUGAAGAACUUGAGGGUGAAAAAAGAACUGAUAGGGAAGCAAGAUUAAGGAAGCAGGAUAUUGCAAGGAAUAAAAUUGCGCAGAGGCAGGAUGCCCCAUCUGCAAUACUGCAAGCAAACAAACUAAAUGAUCCAGAAGCAGUCCGGAAGAGGUCAAAACUGAUGCUUCCUGCACCACAGAUUUCAGAUAAUGAAUUGGAGGAGAUUGCGAAGAUGGGUUAUACCAGUGAUCUCCUUGCAGGGAGCGAGGAACUCAUUGAAGGGAAUGGUGCAACUCGUGCUCUACUUGCAAAUUAUGCUCAGACACCACGACAAGGAAUGACCCCACUACGGACCCCUCAGCGAACACCUGCAGGUAAGGGUGAUGCUAUUAUGAUGGAAGCUGAAAAUUUGGCCAGGUUGAGAGAGUCUCAGGCACCGUUACUUGGAGGAGAAAAUCCAGAACUGCAUCCUUCAGAUUUUUCUGGGGUCACUCCUAAGAAAAGGGAGAUCCAAACGCCAAACCCAAUGUUAACUCCUUCAGUGACUCCCGGAGAUGGUGGUAUGACACCAAGACUUGGCAUGACUCCGUCAAGGGAUUCAUUUGGUCUUACUCCAAAAGGAACUCCAAUUAGGGAUGAGCUUCAUAUUAAUGAGGGCGUGGAUAUGCAUGAAAGUGCAAAACUUGAGCUCCGUAGACAAGCUGAUUUGAGAAGGAACUUACGUUCUGGUUUGAGCAACCUUCCACAGCCCAAGAAUGAGUACCAGAUAGUUAUCCAACCAGUCCCUGAAGAUAAUGAAGAACCAGAGGAGCAUAUUGAAGAAGAUAUGUCUGACAGGAUGGCUAGAGAGAAGGCUGAGAAAGAAGCGAGGCAACAAUUGUUACUUAAGAAGAGAUCGAAAGUGCUGCAGAGGGAGCUCCCUAGACCUCCUGCUGCUUCAUUGGAACUAAUUAAAAAUUCAUUGACAAGAGCUGAUGAAGACAAGAGCUCCUUUGUUCCCCCAACUUUGAUUGAGCAGGCUGAUGAAAUGAUAAGAAAAGAACUUCUAUCCUUAUUAGAUCAUGAUAAUGCAAAGCUAAGUUACACGGGUGCGGGUGCGGGUGCGGGUCGGACACUUCAAAAUUAAAAAUGAAGGAUACGC
Messenger RNA from Camellia sinensis, 1985 nucleotides. The record is from RefSeq and is a predicted model, not a curated record. NCBI's taxonomy places the organism in Eukaryota, Viridiplantae, Streptophyta, Magnoliopsida, Ericales, Theaceae.